Molecule: messenger RNA, 546 nt
Organism: Knipowitschia caucasica
Lineage: Eukaryota; Metazoa; Chordata; Actinopteri; Gobiiformes; Gobiidae
Source: the annotation of a GenBank genome assembly
AUGUUCCGCCUGUUCGGACACCCCCAGGUGUCGGUCCUGAACGGAGGCUUCAGGCGCUGGGUGAGGGAGGGUCACCCCGUCACAGAGACAUACACCCGGCCACAGCCUGGCAAGUUCCGUGCCAAGCUGAACCGAGAAUGGAUCAAAACUUUUGAGGACAUGACAGAGAAUAUUUCAACGCAGCAGUACCAAGUAGUAGACGUCAGACCUUAUGCCAGGUUUCUGGGUGAGGAGGCCGAGCCACGAGAAGGUGUAGGUCCAGGCCACAUCCCAGGGUCCAAGUGCAUGCCUUUCUACAGCUUUCUUGAUCAGGAUGGCAUGCUGCUUUCUCCAGACAAGCUGAGGAGGUUCUUCCAAAAGGCUCAGGUGGACCUGCAGAGGCCCCUGUGUGGCACCUGUGGCUCUGGGGUGACUGCAUGUCACAUGGUGCUGGCUGCACACAUCUGUGGAGCUCCAGGAGCAACAGUGUACGAUGGCUCAUGGUACGAGUGGUUCAAUAAAGCACCUAAAGAGCACAUUGACACCGGUGUUUCAAGCAAGCCCUAA